Messenger RNA from Sinocyclocheilus rhinocerous, 1055 nucleotides. RefSeq lists its product as uncharacterized. Bases 102 to 1055 code for a protein of 317 amino acids. Lineage: Eukaryota; Metazoa; Chordata; Actinopteri; Cypriniformes; Cyprinidae. The transcript has 5 exons. The record is from RefSeq and is a predicted model, not a curated record.
ACAGGAUUCCAGAUGAAGGGCGCUGCAUCAACUCCAGUGUUUUCCAGGAGUUUAUUCUGGAGGCGAGUGAAAGUGACUUGGAGGAAGUCCUUACGUUCUACAUGCAGAAGAAUAAGUCUGCCAGCGUGUUUCUGGGCACGAAGUGUGGCAGAGUCGAGAGGAACAGCGCUGAGAACAGAGAGACUGCAGGUAUCAGCAUAGAUGCCUCUGACGGUUUAGACGACGCAGAUGCAAUCAGCAAGACCCAAAACACAGACAGUUCUGCUGCUCAAACGGGAGACCAGGGCCAAAAUAAUGUAACCCAAAGCACAGAAAGCUGUAAUGCAUCUAAACAUGGUAACAAAACCAAAUGCAACUCGCUGCAAAAUGGACACAUCCGGAGCAAAAGCCAAAAUGGGGACUGCACCGUUAUCGAAGCGCCACCCAAUCCUUCGACUGCUGCGGAGACUGAAUCAAGAGCAAGCAAGACUCGCACUUCUGCUGUCAGAACCAGGAGAACUCUGUGGAAAUCAGGCAGCGAUCAGCCGAACGCUGCAGCUCUGGAGUGUGAACACAUCGUCUUACAGCGCUGCCUCCCGCCGCCGCAUCCACUGGCCAACAGCUCGUCUGUGUGUGUCACAUGGGCCUCCGCACGCAACGCAUCUACUGAAGAAACGUCUCGACAGAUCCAUCCUACCUGUACAAACACAUUCAUCCCUAGAGCCGCGCACGCCUCCAUCCAGAGAUCCUCACGGCCGUCCUCUACAGGACACGUCUCAGGGCUGCGUGUGAAGCCGAGUCGGUGUGUGACGUUGAUCCACUCAGCGCUCAGAAGCAGCACCAGCUCCAGUUCGCCAUCCAGCAGCUGCAGCAGCAGAAACUGCGAUCCAGACAGCUGCUUGACCAGAGCCGCACUCGUCACUAGUUGCUUUGCUGAGGAGAUCCUUGCAGAGAUGGAAAGCCAGCAGGCGAAGAGGUGUGAUUGCGGAGCGUGUUAUUGGGCCGCUGUGUUCUGUAUUGGCACAGACUCCACGGCUCCUCUGCUGUCUUGGCCCGUGGCCACCUGGCAGCUUUAG